GUGUAUUUUCUGUUGUUCGUUGAGUUGAGGUUAGAAAUAAGAUUGGAAAGGAACCAAAUUACGUACUUAUGUACUUUUAAUUCUAUGAAAAUAAGUACUGUACGAAAAUAAAUCACUGGAAUAUAUAUUUAACCAUCAAACUAAAUUAAAUAAAUAGAAUAAUGGCUCACGAUUUGAUGAGUCAGUUUUAUACAAGUUUGAGUUUGCCUUUACAAGAGAAAGUCAUUGAAUUAACUAGAAUAAUCGACCAGUCCAGCUCGACCAAAGAUCUACAAACAAUAUUCCCUCAAUUGAUAAAUAACAUUUUUUCCUCUUCAUUCAGCACCGGAUGGGAUUUAAAGAGUAUUACAUGCGAUGUUAAUCGAUAUGAAUUCGAAGCUCUGAUAAGUUUUUUGGAGCCUCAAGGGCCAAUGUUUCGACUGUGCUAUAGGUUAUUAUCUGACACUCAGUUGAAGUACGAAUUGCCAUUAAAUGUAUUACCUCUUGAUCUACAGGUGACAUUAGAAAGAGGGAGAUGCCCACAAUUUUAUGCUGACAUGUUAACUGCAGAUGCACAAACAAUGAAUAUGAUUUCUUUGGCACUCAAUCCUUUCGAUUAUUACAUUUUCAAUUUUGCCUUAUACUUGAUUAAUAAUAAUCAAAAUAAGAACACAUGGGAGAAUUGGAAUAGUGUGUACUUUGCAUUAGCGUGUGAUUAUUUGAUGCAUUUUCUGCCUUUGGAUCCCAACAUGCCUGUGCUUCCACACAUAUCAAAUUACACUGGAAAAGUACCUAUAGCAGCUCCAUUGAAAACUGCUAACAGGCCUCUGUACUCACCAUCACUGUUAUUAAUAUCAGACUUAACUGGUUCUGUUAUAAACAAUCAGCAUACAUCACAAACACAAUCUAGAAACGAAGUAUGGAGAUCUGAAACAGUACUGCAAGUUUUUAUUGAUAUCUGGAUGAGUGUUGAACAAUUAAAUGCAAGAUCUAUUGAGAUGUAUCAAAGGUCGUAUCAAAUCAAUACAGCAAGUCCAGAAAGAGUACGAAUUGUUAGAGUGCUUAUAAAGCAUUUGCAUUCGUUUUCAGCAAAAUACGUUUCUGAUCCAGCUGUGCGUUCGUCUGCAUUACGAAAGUACGCACGCCAGAUAUUGUGUGUACGUGCAUAUCAUUAUGUCAAACAUUUGGUUACAACAUGGCCUCUAGAUGCUUCAUUCCGGCUUGUUAUGGAAUUAUGGUUAAGCCUUAUUCAACCUUGGCGAUACGUUAAUAACAACAUUAAUCAAGAUAGGUUUCCAUCAAACAACCAUCAAGAUGAAAAUCCAACACACACCCUCGAUGCCAGCUUUACUCAGUUUAUUGCUGAGAAUUUUCCAUCAUACACUUGCAUUUUCCAGUUGAUUCUGCCAAGAUUUAUGAGAUUGGAUCUCACGACGUACAAAAAUGCUGUGAUGCUUUUUAGAUUGGGAAAGGUGUUUUCCCAACCGCAUUUAGUACCAAUUCUGUGGAACUUAGAACAUGCAAUUCUGGAUAGUGGAUCUGGAGUGACACACAGUUCAGACUUAAAUUUUAGCAAUUCAAUGACUGAUCAAAGUUAUACAUACAACGGAGUGUCGUUGCAAAAAUGGGUAGCGAUAGCGAAACAAGCAAUAUCAGAAUUCAAUAUGCCUGAAAAUUUCGAAUAUAAACCUAUAUGGAAUGAUAACAUGCGAUCUUUUGCUUUAGAAUUUGUAAAGAAAAUUAUUUCUGCUAAAACUAUAGCGGAAAAGAACGUUGAAGAAUUUAGUAAAAAAAUCGACAUGAGCAAUCAAGGAUUUUGGUCAUCUUUAAUGCACUGGCUAAUGAUAGCCACUCAGGAUGAAAGUGAUGGACAUCUAGAAGAAGUAAAAAAAGUGCCAACUUAUUUAAAUACAUCUAUACACAAUUUUGCAGUUAUAUUUGGUUUAAGUGAAGCACUACUACUCCCUUCAGAACCAAUUGCGGAUGACAGUUUAGAAAACUCAUCAUUUGUAAAUUCAACUGCUUUUCCAUUUUCUAUAACAAACAAGCUGAGAAGUAAAUCAACAAAUGUACAUUAUAUGGGUAAUCCAGACCUCAUGCCUAUAGCAUCCUAUGAAAGUACAAUUUUAGUCAGAAUACUGCAUCAAAUUUCAACUAAAAUAAAUGAAUUGUAUGAACCAACGUUCACAAACCUGUGGAAUCGACAAGACAUUUGGGGUUACGCGGCUCGGGAAGUACUACAGAAGCCAUGUACGAUCCAAACGUAUGUUAAAGACAUAACAAACCACUAUCGUGUUAUUCGGCAAGAUCUACCCCCAAGGUUACUGUUAAGACGACUUGGCUCACAGGCGUUCAUUUUCUGGAUAACUGUUGGCUAUUUAAUUAUGAGAUUGUUUUCUUUCAGUGGCCUUAGUUACAUAUUAAUAUUGUUUUCUUUAUGGUUGUCGUAUGUAUUUAUCAAGGGAAGUUUCAAGAUGUUAAAAGUAAUACGAAUAAAUUAAGAUUAAUAUUUUUUAUAUUAAAAACCUUUUUG
This is a messenger RNA of Bombyx mandarina (wild silkworm), 2512 nucleotides long. RefSeq names its product sphingomyelin phosphodiesterase 4. The record is from RefSeq and is a predicted model, not a curated record. NCBI's taxonomy places the organism in Eukaryota, Metazoa, Arthropoda, Insecta, Lepidoptera, Bombycidae. Gene Ontology annotation, molecular function: sphingomyelin phosphodiesterase D activity. Gene Ontology annotation, biological process: glycerophospholipid catabolic process; ceramide biosynthetic process; sphingomyelin catabolic process.